Lampris incognitus (smalleye Pacific opah) is the source of this 2271-nucleotide messenger RNA. It is a transcript of the gene sgca, whose product is annotated as sarcoglycan, alpha. Gene Ontology annotation, molecular function: calcium ion binding. Gene Ontology annotation, cellular component: membrane; sarcoglycan complex. The transcript has 11 exons. The record is from RefSeq and is a predicted model, not a curated record. Bases 101 to 1297 code for a protein of 398 amino acids. Lineage: Eukaryota; Metazoa; Chordata; Actinopteri; Lampriformes; Lampridae.
GGACAUUAUUAGGUGAGUGGGGAAAAAAUAACUCUGAGGUGUUUGCUAUGGACCACCAAGCCCUGUCCGCUUGGCUCUGUCAAUCAGAAGCCAAAACAAGAUGGCGGGCAAAUGGAGCCGGGUCUUCCUCUUAGCAGUUUGCGCAGUCAGUUUGUUGGGGGCCGAAGUCAAAGUUUCAAUUCCUGUUGGAAAGCUUUUCACCCAUGAGCUGAUGAGAGAGACUUUCCAAAUUUACAUUGAGCCUCUGUCAAAACUCUACGGGAACUUUUACGACGACCCUAUAGUGUUUAAGUGCAACCUGCAGAACUUCCCAGACCUCCCGGAGUGGCUCCGUUUUACCCAGAGGCAUCCCUACGAUAAUGGCUUUCUCUAUGGCACACCAGCAGCCCCAGGCAACAACAUAAUUGAGAUUUUCGCCAUCAACAAACGGAGCUACGUAACAGCCAAGCAGAUACUCACCAUCGCUAUAGUCUUGGACAAAAAUCCACUGCCAUAUCAAGCGGAGUUCUUCAUUCAACUAAGGGAGAUUGAGAAGGUGCUGCCCUCUGCUGUUCAGGAAGAGAUAAAGCAGGACCUGCAGAGGCUGUGGGGGUCUGAGGCUUUGGAAGUUGUCAACGUCACUAAUGCCCUGGACCGCGGCGGCAGAGUUCCCCUCCCUAUUGCUGGACACUUUGAAGGAGUGUAUUUCAAAGUGGGGUCCAAGCAGUAUUUCUCUGAGUGUUUGCAGAAGGUGCUUACCCCUGAGCACCAGAGGCAGUGCACGUCAAGGACCAGAGUAAAAGCCCCUGGUGGCUGCAACUUCUGUAACAUUCCCAGCAACUGUAUCACCUGGUGCAAGACUGAGCUGUUCAAUGUGUCUAAGCCGAAGCCUACUCCUGCUCUUAUAAUGGGCUCAGGGAUCCUGGAGAGUGGCGGGGACUUCAACCCACCUGAGUUCUCUCCCGAAAGAGACUUUUUCCUAGACUACAUCAUCACAGUGAUCGUGCCGCUGAUUCUGGCUAUCAUCCUGUGUCUCCUGCUGUCCUACAUCAUGUACUGCCGACGGGAGGGAGUGGAGAAGAGGAAUAAGAAAACGACAGAAAUCCAGAUGUACCACCACCACACCAUUCAUGGAACCAGUGACGAGCUGAGGAUGAUGGCUGGGAGUCGCGACGUUCCUCCUCCCCCCCUUUCCACACUGCCGAUGUUCAACUUCCGUACUGGGGAGAGGGUAUCACCCCUGGAGGGUACCAGUCCCACCAUCCCUCUUAUCAUGGCCCAUCAUGAGCCCUACUCGGACACACUACCCAGGAAGUAAAACCAAAGAAGAAGAAGAAAUAGUUGAGUGUUGUGAAUUUCAUUUUUACAGUCCUUGAUUUUGAGUUUGCCGUGGGAAAUUGGGUGUUUUCCUUUCUUUCCAUCAAUUUCCAUUAAAAUACAUUAACCGUGUCUGUUUUGUAGAACUGUUGCUACCUGCCAUUGAAGUCUAUGAAAUUUCUUUUUUUCUUUUUUUUUUGUUUCAUUUUUAUAAGAUCAGAGUCUGAGGUCUAAAAUGCUAGCUUAGCCCAUGGUGCCACACAGGCCUUGGUUAGCAUGUAUUUACUAUGCACCGAGGGAGCAGAGGGCACUUCUCAUACGGGACACUUCAUGAUGGGGCUGUCGCAGAAGACAGAAGAAGUAGGAUCGGGGAUUCACUAAGACCAACACAAGACAAAUGCUUCAACUCCCGUCAUGCUUUUAAGUUGAUGGGUUCAGUGAUGGUUCACUAUUUACCAUCUCCGCAGCAUGUUGGCAGGAGCAUGGACAUGACACAGGACUGGUCACCUCCACAGUUUGUGGUCGAGGACAGAUGUGGUCUAAACCAAACAAAUGGUACAGAUGAUGUUUGAUGUUGAUGGAGAUACAAUAAAUAAGACUGAUAAUGAACUUGUUUCCAAAAUUUUAUCUGGUGUAAUGUGUUUUUGGGCAGCACGGUGGCCCAGUGGUUAGCACUGUUGCCUCACAGCAAGAAGGCUCUAGGUUCAAACCCAAACUGUUCCGGGUCCUUUCUGUGUGGAGUUUGCAUGUUCUUCUCGUGUCUGUGUGGGUUUCCUCCGGGUGCUCCAGUUUCCUCCCACCAUCAAAAACACAUGCAUGUUAGGGUUAAUACUCCUGUUUGUGCCCCUGAGCAAGGCAAUGGAAAGAAGAACUGGAGUUGGUACCCGGGCACUGCAGCUGCCCACUGCUCCUAUACAAGAGGAUGAGAUAAAUGCAGAGAACACAUUUCAUUGUAACCUGUACAAUGACAAAAUA